Messenger RNA from Arachis duranensis, 2607 nucleotides. RefSeq lists its product as uncharacterized. NCBI's taxonomy places the organism in Eukaryota, Viridiplantae, Streptophyta, Magnoliopsida, Fabales, Fabaceae. The record is from RefSeq and is a predicted model, not a curated record. Bases 1 to 2607 code for a protein of 868 amino acids. Gene Ontology annotation, biological process: DNA integration. The transcript has a single exon. Gene Ontology annotation, molecular function: RNA-DNA hybrid ribonuclease activity; nucleic acid binding.
AUGUGCGUCGAUUUUACUGACCUAAAUAAGGCCUGUCCUAAAGAUGCUUAUCCUUUGCCUUGCAUUGACACUUUAGUUGACAAUUCUUGCGGUUAUGGUUCAUUAAGCUUCAUGGACGCAUAUUCUGGCUAUAACCAGAUCCUCAUGCAUCCAUCUGACAAAGAAAAGACUGCCUUUAUAACUGAAUAUGGUAAUUAUUGCUAUAAUGUUAUGGCUUUUGGUUUAAAGAAUGCAGGUGCGACAUAUCAGCGACUCAUGAACAAGGUCUUCGAGAACCAAAUAGAUCGGAAUAUCGAAGUUUAUGUGGAUGACAUGGUCGCCAAAACCAUGGCAAGCAACUCUCAUAUUCAUGACCUAGCCGAGAUUUUUGCUCAGAUCCGACGAUACAAUAUGAGAUUAAAUCCCGAAAAGUGUGCGUUCGGUGUCCGCGGAGGAAAGUUCCUUGGAUUUAUCCUCACCAGCCGAGGAAUCGAAGCAAAUCCGGAAAAAUGUCAGGCGAUCCUCGAUAUGCAAAGUCCAAAAACAAUAAAGGACGUUCAACAGCUAACAGGACGACUCGCGGCCUUAUCCAUAUUUCUACCCUGUUUGGCAUCAAAGUCUCUUACCUUUUUCCGAUGCUUAAAAAAGAACACCAAACAUUUUGAAUGGACCGAGAACUGUGAAGCUGCAUUUCAAAACUUAAAACAAUUCCUUUCAAAACCACCCGUUUUACAAAAACCAAAGCAUAAUGAGCCAUUGUAUAUAUACUUGUCUAUUACUGAUAUGGCAAUAAGUUCUGUCCUUGUAACAGAAACGCAGGAAGGUCAACAGCCGAUCUAUUUUGUGAGUAAAUCACUGCAAGGCGCCGAGCUUCGCUACCCGCGGUUGGAAAAGCUCACGCUGGCCUUAGUCUUCUCUUCGAGACGGCUCCGACCAUAUUUCCAGGGGCAUACCAUCAUUGUCAAGACUGAACAACCUCUUCGGCAAGUCCUCUCGAAGCCAGAAUUAGCAGGCAGACUUAUCAAAUGGGCCAUUGAGCUCUCUGAAUUUGACAUCCAAUACCAACCGAGAGGGUCCAUUAAAUCCCAAUACUUAGCCGAUUUUAUGGUCGAACUUACCCAACCAUGUAUGGAUGAACAGAGCCCUGAUUGGAUCUUGUUCGUGGAUGGAGCUUCAAACCCACAAGGGUCAGGGGCAGGAAUACUAUUAGAAAGUCCAGAAGGCAUAAUCCUUGAGCAUUCUCUCCGGUUCUCCUUCAAAGCCAGCAAUAAUCAGGCCGAAUACGAAGCCCUCGUCGCAGGGCUCAGGUUAGCAAUUGAUUUGCACAUUGCCAGCUUAAAGGUUUAUUGUGAUUCAUUAUUAGUAGUCCAACAAGUAAAUCAGGUCUUUCAAACUAAAGAUCAACUUUUAUUGAGAUACUUAGAACUUGUUCAGCAGUUGGUAAAGGGUUUUCAAAAAAUAGAAAUUCGCCACGUUCCCAGAGACCAAAAUCAUAGGGCUGACAUUUUGUCAAAAUUAGCCACUACACAGUCACAAACAGCAACGUUAUUACAGUCAACUUUAGAUAAGCCGAGCAUACACAGCAUUAACACUUUAAACACUGUCAAUGAAACUAGUUGGCAACUGCCUUACAUUCAAUAUCUAAAAGAUGGCUCUCUUCCGAAAGAGAUCCCAGAUAAAAAAAGAUUUCGACGACAAGCUUCUUUUUUCACAUUAAUGGAUAACGUUUUAUAUAGGCGGGGGUACUCCCGACCACUUUUGAAAUGUUUGGACAGGGGUGAGGCUAAUCUUGUCUUAGCCGAGGCUCAUGAAGGAAUAUGUGGCAUACACUCGGGGGCAAGAAGCCUGGCACAGAAAAUACUUCGAGCAGGUUUUUACUGGCCGAGUCUGUGGGAGGAUAGCAGAAAAAAGGUUAGAACUUGUGACCAAUGUCAAAAGCACGCACCAAUCAUUAACAUCCCAGCCGAGCAUCUUCAUCAGUCUAUAGUAAGUUGGCCAUUUAACCAGUGGGGGAUUGACAUCCUCGGCCCGUUUCCCACUGCACCUGGACAGAUGAAGUAUCUAGUAGUUGUUAUCGAUUACUUCAGCAAAUGGAUCGAAGCACAGCCCCUGGCAAGAAUCACAUCCAAUCAGAUGAUAUCCUUUGUUUGGAAAUACAUCAUAUACCGAUUUGGAAUCCCACGACAUAUUGUCACAGACAAUGGUCGGCAGUUUACCGAUCAUAAUUUUAAAGAUUUUUUGCAGAAAUUGAAGAUAAAUCAUCAUUUCUCAUCCGUCGAACACCCACAAUCUAAUGGUUUAGCUGAAGCCGCCAAUAAGGUCGUCUUACACGCAUUAAGGAAAAAGCUCGACAACGCUAAGGGGCUCUGGGCCGAGCUAGUUCCAGAAAUCUUAUGGUCAUACAAUACUACAGUACAUACAUCAACAAAGGAAACCCCAUUCAGAUUGGUCUAUGGAUCUGAGGCUAUGAUUCCUCUGGAAGUUUCGCAACAAUCCUUACGAACGAUAUCAGAGAAUCACGAUCAAGCUCGCAGAGCAGAACUUGACUUAAUAGAAGAAAUCAGGAAUACAGCAGCCAUUCGCCACCAAGCUCUACAGCAACAACUGCGCCGAAGACAUGCAAAAUGA